Messenger RNA from Exserohilum turcica Et28A, 3873 nucleotides. RefSeq lists its product as uncharacterized. Gene Ontology annotation, molecular function: protein binding. The transcript has 4 exons. NCBI's taxonomy places the organism in Eukaryota, Fungi, Ascomycota, Dothideomycetes, Pleosporales, Pleosporaceae. The coding region runs from base 1 to 3873 and encodes 1290 amino acids. The record is from RefSeq and is a predicted model, not a curated record.
AUGCGGCUCUUACAGUACAGCGAGAGCGGAGAGCUCAGCAUCCACAGCUUCGACGAUGGCGACAUCCCUCCCUACGCGAUACUCUCACACACAUGGGGCGCAGAUGGCGACGAGGUGACCUUUGCAGACCUCCAGACAGGCGGCGGCAAGACAAAGCCGGGCUAUAAGAAGAUUAUCUUCUGCGGAGAACAGGCACGGCGCGACAGCCUCCAGUACUUCUGGAUCGACACGUGCUGCAUCGACAAAGCCAACAAGGCUGAACUUGCCUUCUCCAUCCGAUCGAUGUUUCGCUGGUACCGCGAUGCAGCUCGGUGUUAUGUAUAUCUAUCGGACGUCUCUGAUCAACCUCUACCAGUGACGUCAGGCGACCACGAUUCACGAUGGCUUUUGUGGAUCUGGAUGCUCUCUAUUUUCUAUAGUAUGUCAAGAUGGUACGGCAGCACGAUACAGCGCUACUUCUAUUCGCGCAACGUUCCAUGCACUUCGGUCGGUAGCGAUCCUGUACGAAAUGAGCAGAAGGCUGAGCUUGCGCUCAAAAACAGCAGAUGGUUUACCCGUGGAUGGACGCUGCAGGAGCUUCUCGCACCGUCUAUAGUAGAGUUCUUUUCUCGAGAAGGGACUAAGCUUGGUGAUAAGUUAUUGCUAGCAGAAGAAGUGCGUGAAGUAACGGGCAUCCCUAGUCGAGCGCUACAGGGCGAACCGUUGUCUUACUUUAGUGUUCAUGAACGCGUUACCUGGAUUGAACAUCGCACUACAACGAUUCUAGCGGACCGUGCAUAUUCCUUGAUGGGUAUUCUUGGCGUUAGCUUGUCCCCAAUCGAUGGCGAGAAUCUAGCUGAAGCAAUGAAGCGGGUUCUAGACGAGGUUGACAAGCAGAACAAGUGCCUCCAAGACUUAUGUCCUAGUAACCCGCGCGAUGACAAGAAGCGGAUCGAAGAGACUAAAGGCGGGCUGCUUGCGGGCGCUUACCGCUGGGUCCUUGACAACAAUACCUUCCGGCAGUGGCAGCAAGACCCGGACAGCCGACUGUUGUGGGUGAAGGGGGAUCCUGGCAAAGGCAAGACGAUGCUGCUGUGUGGCAUUAUCGACGAACUGCAAAACUUGACGCUGAAACCUACCCUUUUUUCAUACUUUUUCUUCCAAGCGACCGACACGCGCAUUAAUAGUGCCACAGCUGUGCUGCGAGGCUUGCUGUACAUGCUCGUGCACCGUCAGCCGUCGCUUGCAUCGCACGUUCGCAGGAAGCACGACUACGCAGGCCAAAGCUUGUUCGAGGACGCGAAUGCCUGGGUCGCCCUAACGGAAAUCUUCGCCGACGUGCUGCAAGAUGCAAGCCUAGGCACAACGUACCUAAUUGUCGACGCGCUGGACGAAUGCGCGACAGACUUACCAAAGUUGCUCAGCUUUAUCGCGAAGCAGCCGUCUGCGUCCUCUCGCGUCAAGUGGAUCGUGUCUAGUCGCAACUGGCCAGAUAUUGAGGAAGAACUAGAGCGUACUGAGCAUAAAAUGAGGCUCAGCCUUGAGUUAAACGCCGAGUCGGUGGCUGCAGCAGUAGAUGUGUUUAUCCAGCAGAAGGUGUGUCGCCUAGCCCAAGAGAAGCGCUACACGCUAGAAGUGCAAGACGCGGUGCUCCAGCACUUGAUAUCGAACGCGAACGACACCUUCCUCUGGGUUGCGUUAGUGUGCCAAGACCUCAAAGUGACGCCGAAGUGGAACGCGCUUAAGAGGCUGGCCCAGUUCCCGCCUGGACUCGAUGCUCUGUACAAGCGGAUGUUGCAGCAGAUAAGUGAGUCUGAUAGCGCGGAUAUAUGUCUGCGUGUGCUAGCAGUGACUGCUGUCCUAUAUCGACCCGUUACAGUCGCUGAGCUAGUUGUGCUUACUGAACAACUUGCAGACUUUGUCAAUGACCUAGAGUCUGUGCGGGAGAUCAUCGGUCUCUGCAGAUCAUUCCUAACGCUGCGAGACGAUGCGGUGUACUUUGGACUUGGAGACACGGAUAUAUUGAACGAGAUCGUGUACGACGCACGUAGGUUCAUUAUGUAUCAUAAAGAGGCAAUUGAGAACUAUCCCUUACAAGCGUACGCAUCUGCUCUGCUGUUCAGUCCAGCAGACACCAUAACUAGAAAGCUGUUCCAGCACGAAGAGCCAAGGGGAGUAGCCAUCAAGCCAGCUAUAAGCAAUGGCUGGAGUGCCUGCCUGCAGACGCUCGAGGGCCAUAGCGAUAGGGUUAGGUCGGUGGCCUUCUCGCACGACUCAACCUGGCUAGUGUCAGCGUCAGAUGACAGGACUGUCAAGAUAUGGGACGUAAGCAGUGGAAUGUGUCUGCACACAAUUGAGGGCCAUAGCGAUGUUGUUGAGUGGGUGACCUUCUCGCACGACUCGAGCCGGCUAGCGUCAGCGUCUUGGGACAGGACUAUUAAGAUCUGGGACGCAAGCAGCGGGACGUGUCUGCACACGCUUAAGGGCCACACUUCAGCGUCUUUAGACAAGACUAUUAAGAUCUGGGAUGCAAGCAAUAGGACGUGCUUGCACACACUUGAGGGCCAUAACGAUAAUAUUAGCUCAGUGGCCUUCUCAAAUAACUCGAUCUGGCUAGCGUCAGCAUCACAUGAUAGAACUAUCAAGAUCUGGGACGUGAGCAGAGACACGUGUCUGCACACACUCGAAGGCCAUAGGGAUAACAUCAGGUCAGUGGCCUUCUCGCACGACUCAACCUGGCUAGUGUCAGCGUCAGAUGACAGGACUGUCAAGAUAUGGGACGUAAGCAGUGGAAUGUGUCUGCACACAAUUGAGGGCCAUAGCGAUGUUGUUGAAUGGGUGACCUUCUCGCACGACUCGAGCCGGCUAGCGUCAGUGUCUUGGGACAGAACUGUCAAGAUCUGGGACGUGAGCGGUGGGAUGUGUCUGCACGCAAUCGAGGGCCAUCGCAGUGAUGUCACGUCAGUGGCCUUCUCCCACGAGUCGAGUUGGCUAGCUUCAGCAUCUUGGGACAGAACUGUAAAGAUCUGGGACGCGAGUAGUGGGACGUGUCUGCACACACUUGAGGGCCAUAGCGGAGAGGUUAAGUCGGCGGCCUUCUCGCACGACUCGGCUUGGCUAGCUUCAGUGUCUUUAGACAAGACUAUUAAGAUCUGGGACGUAAGCAGUGGGACGUGUCUACACACGCUUAAGGGCCAUAGUAGUUCUAUUAGCUUAGUAGCCUUCUCGCACGACUCGAUUUGGCUAGCUUCAGCAUCUUGGGACAGAACUGUAAAGAUCUGGGACGCGAGUAGUGGGACGUGUCUGCACACACUUGAGGGCCAUAGCAGAGAGGUUAGGUCGGCGGCCUUCUCGCACGACUCGACUUGGAUAGCUUCAGCGGCUAUAGACAAGACUAUCAAGAUCUGGGAUGCAAGCAGCGGGACGUGUCUACACACACUCAAGGGCCAUAGUGGUUCUAUUAACUCAGUAGCCUUCUCGCACGACUCGAAUCGGCUAGCGUCAGCGUCAGACGACAGGACCAUCAAGAUCUGGGACGCGAGCAGCGGGACAUGCCUGCACACGCUCGAGGGCCAUAGCGAAGAGGUUAGGUCGGUGGCCUUUUCACACAACUCGAGCUGGCUAGCAUCAGCGUCUUGGGACAGAACUGUAAAGAUCUGGGAUGUGAACAGCGAGGCGUGUAUACACACUCUUGAUGUUGACAGGGCGCUUUUCAAUUUAUCUUUCGACUCUACGAAGAUAGCCACAUAUAUCAAGUCAAUUGAGCUUCCUCCACCAGCCCAGAACAGUGGGACUGAGUCCUUCCUUGAAGACGACGAGACAAUCGACAACAACAACUCAAGCGAAGAGAUCAACGAAGAUCCUCUAGGCUACUACAUGGGACGAAAGAUCUAA